Solanum dulcamara is the source of this 1127-nucleotide messenger RNA. RefSeq names its product LOB domain-containing protein 41-like. The record is from RefSeq and is a predicted model, not a curated record. Gene Ontology annotation, biological process: regulation of gene expression. The transcript has 2 exons. NCBI's taxonomy places the organism in Eukaryota, Viridiplantae, Streptophyta, Magnoliopsida, Solanales, Solanaceae. Bases 125 to 850 code for a protein of 241 amino acids.
AAUCAAUUCCUUCAUCUCCUUCAACAAUAUAUUUAUAUAUAUAUAUAUAAAAUAUAACUCUUUCCCCUUUUCAACUCCCAAAAAACUCUUUUUCAUUUCUUCAACAAAAAAAAUUGAUUAAGCUAUGCGUUUAAGCUGUAAUGGUUGCCGGGUUCUCCGGAAAGGUUGCAAUGAAAAAUGCUCCAUUAAACCUUGCCUUCAAUGGAUACAAUCUCCUGAAGCCCAAUCCAACGCUACUCUCUUUCUCGCUAAAUUUUACGGCCGUGCUGGUCUUCUCAAUCUCAUCAAUUCUGGACCUGACCAUUUGCGUCCUGCUAUUUUCAGAUCGUUGUUGUAUGAAGCUUGUGGGCGUAUUGUAAAUCCAAUUUACGGUUCUACCGGUUUGUUAACUUCCGGCAACUGGCAUCUCUGUCAAGCUGCUGUUGAAGCUGUUCUUAGCGGUGCGCCGAUAGUUAAACUUUCACCUGAUUCGGCUGCAGAUGCAACGAGCCCUUCGCUUAAAGCAUGUGAUAUUCGCCACGUGUCAAAGGAAAAUAGCUCGGAUCCUGAUCUGCACAAGGUUAAGUCGCGAACCCGGUUUAAGAGGGUUUCGGCGAAGCCGCAGCCGAGGAAACAGUCGCCGGAUGUGGAUGAUGCGGCUAGGGUCAUGUGGAGUUGGUGUCAUAAGGAGGAGGCAGUCGGGUCGCCGAGCCUCAAUUCGGGUCUGAGUCAGCAGAGGACGGAAGAGCCGAGCCGGGAAGGAGAAAACGGUGACGUGGAUAGCGGCUCGGUGGAAACUGUAGAAGCCUCACCGUUGAAGCUGGAUGAGAGCGAUGUUGGCUUGGAACUAACGCUGGGUUGCUGCCGUUGAUGAGAAGCUGAUGAAGAAAAUAACGGCCUGGAUGAGGCCACGUGUACAAUAUUGAUCAGCUGGAGCUUAUUUUUGACGGGUUUAAAUUUAAGAUAAUCCUGUGUGAGCCCCCAGUUUUUGGAAGGUGUUUUUUUUUAAUAUAUAUAUUAUUAGAGUUUAUUACUAGCUUUUAGAUUUGUAUUUUGUUUUAAUUCUUUUUGCAGUUAAGAAGGGCAUGUGGAAUGUGAAUGUUAUUUUAGAUAAUAUAGAGAAAUGAAUAUACAAAUCUAAGUUACAA